GCCGGCGGCCCCGGAGCCGCCCCUCCGAUGGCGAUGGCGAGGCUCCGGGAUUACUGGCCGCUGCUGACCGCGCGGCUGACCAGCGCUCUCCGGGCUCUGCUCUUCUGGACCCUGGUGUAUGGCUAUUGCGGGCUCUGCGCCUCCAUUCACCUGCUGAAACUUUUGUGGAGCAUCGGGAGAGGACCCGGUCAGACCUUCCAGCGGCUCGUCCGGGAGAACCCCCCAGCGUGCCUGAACGACCCCUCCUUGGGAACCCACUGCUACGUGCGGAUUAAGGACUCAGGGCUAAGGUUUCAUUAUGUAGCUGCUGGAGAGAGGGGCAAGCCACUUCUGCUGCUGUUACACGGCUUUCCUGAGUUCUGGUACUCUUGGCGCCACCAAUUACGGGAAUUUAAAAGUGAAUAUCGAGUCGUAGCUUUGGAUUUAAGAGGUUAUGGAGAGACAGAUGCUCCCUCUUAUCAAGAGAGUUAUAAGUUGGACUGCAUUGUGGUGGACAUAAAAGAUAUUUUGGACUCUCUAGGUUACAGUAAGUGUGUACUGAUUGGCCAUGACUGGGGAGGGAUGAUUGCCUGGCUCAUUGCCAUCUGUUAUCCAGAACUGGUGACCAAGCUUGUUGUGAUUAAUUUUCCUCACCCAAAUGUAUUCACAGAAUACAUCCUCCGUCACCCUUCACAGCUGAUCAAAUCUGGUUACUACUUCUUCUUUCAAAUGCCGUGGUUCCCAGAAUUCAUGUUCACGAUAAACGACUUCAAGGCUCUGAAACAUUUAUUUACUAGCCAGAGGACUGGCAUUGGAAAGAAAGGGUGCAGAUUAACCCCAGAAGAUCUGGAAGCUUAUGUUUAUGUCUUUUCUCAACCUGGAGCACUGACCGGCCCAAUUAACCAUUUCCGAAAUAUCUUCAGCUGCCUGCCACUAAAGUAUCAUAAGGUGACCACUCCAACAUUGCUUUUAUGGGGAGAAAGAGAUGCAUUUAUGGAUGUGGAGAUGGCUGAAGUCACAAGGAUUUACGUCAAGAGCCAUUUCAGGCUAACAAUUUUGUCUGAAGCCAGCCACUGGCUUCAGCAAGAUCAACCUGACAUAGUGAAUAAAUUAAUAUGGACAUUUCUCAAAGAAGAAAUGAGGAAAAAUGAGUAAUUUUAAGGACAAGUGAAAAGCCAGUAAUAGCCAAAAGAACGAUGUGAAAGUGAAAAGCCUGUAACAGCCCCACCCCCACCCCCAAUAAUGCUGACUUUUUCAGCAUUCUGUUUAGGCUUUUGUUCAGGAAGACACUAUUUUCAUUGUACUGUAUUGUGACUAUGUUGGCACACAGUUGUUUUACUGUGUUGAAAAAAAGAAGGUUGUGUAAGACUUCAUGUGGGGUUUUUUUCCUGUUCUUCUGUUUUGCACAUGAAAUACCUGCCUUAAAAUAUAUUUAAUUAUAUAAAAAAAGAAAUUGUGGGAAUUGGAUGGUUUUUUCUAAUUUUCUUCAUUAUGUUAACAUGUGGUGCCUUUUUACAAGUUUAAAAUGAGAAGAUAUAAGUGUGCCAUAUGAAAAGGCAGUUAUGUAAUAGUAUCAAUUUUCAUUUUAUUGAUGGAAAGUUUGGGUUUGUUUUGACUAUUUUUUUUAACCAUUAAAAAGGUCUGUUACCAAAUUUUUGGAUCUCAUGGCAUGUUCCCAUGUUAAUCUGAAGACAGAUAUGUUUAGAGGUGUUUGUGUUCUCUAAGAGAGUUAUAAAUAUCCCCCUGUACUUUGAAUUUCUCACUACCAAUCAGUGUUUUGUGAAAAUUGGUUUCACAUGUCAUCCCAGAAAGUGGCAGAAAAAUGGAGAUUUAUAUAUAGAAUUUACUUAUAUGUGAAUGCUAUUUGUUCUGGCUUGUACCCUGAUUUCAGCUGUGGUCAUUAGCUGAAGUGAAAUUUACAUUAUUUUUACAAUAAC
This is a messenger RNA of Dromiciops gliroides (monito del monte), 1916 nucleotides long. RefSeq names its product epoxide hydrolase 4 (gene EPHX4). Gene Ontology annotation, molecular function: hydrolase activity. Bases 28 to 1134 code for a protein of 368 amino acids. The record is from RefSeq and is a predicted model, not a curated record. Lineage: Eukaryota; Metazoa; Chordata; Mammalia; Microbiotheria; Microbiotheriidae. The transcript has 7 exons.